Messenger RNA from Auanema sp. JU1783, 1008 nucleotides. The record is from the annotation of a GenBank genome assembly. Lineage: Eukaryota; Metazoa; Nematoda; Chromadorea; Rhabditida; Rhabditidae.
AUGUCUGCACGAGAUGCAAUGGCAGCUAUGCUCGAUGAGCUUAUGGGUCCAAAAAGAAAUGUCGACCUCGGUAAAGAUACCACAGUGAAAUAUGAUGAUCCUGAUGUAUGUAAAUAUUAUAUUGUUGGCUUCUGCCCACAUGAUAUGUUUGUAAACACCAAGGCAGAUUUGGGCCCUUGCCCGAAAUUGCAUGAUGAUAACCUUAGAAUAUCAUAUCCAGGAAGCAAAGAAUUUGAAAAAUUAGGUUUUGAAAGAGAUUUCCUCCGUUUUCUCAAUAGGCUGGAGGAAGAAAAUCAGAGACGGAUUAAAAAAAAUAAAGAUAAAUUAAGGUCGAACGACGAGUACGGUCAAAAAAAAGACGAAGAGCGAAAGCAAAAGCUUGAUCAGGAUUUGGCGCAAAUUGAUGCCGAUAUAAAGACAGCCAUGGAUGAAGCAGAAGAGGCAGGAAAUAAAGGAGAAGUUGGAUUAUCUCAUGAAUUGGUCGGGAAAGUAGAAGCCUUAGAGCGUUCCAAAGCAGCUUUCAUCGAGCGAAUGGCUCUCGAACACCCUGAGAUAGAUGAUGGUGUCAGACCGAAGGAUGUUUGCGAAGUGUGUGGAUCCAUCCUCAUUCGUAAUGAUGCCCCGAAUCGCGUGGAGGAACACCUUUCCGGUAAAAUGCAUGUUGGAUUUGCUAAAAUACAAGCGACGAUAAAGGAAUGUGAGGUUCGCAUGAAGAAGAAGCAGGAAGAGAUUGAGAAGGAGCGUAAAGCUAGGAAGAGGAGUGUAGAGAAAGAGCGCAAAAGAUCGCGUUCCCGUGAUCGUAGGGAUAGAGACAGAGAUGCCAAAAGGAACCGUUCAAGAUCCAGGGAAAAUAGACCCCGAUAUGGAAGAGAACGUGAUGGUGGACGAGGAGGAGGAGGUGAUCGUGAACGAGGUGGUGAUCGUGAAAGAGACCGUGACCGGGAUCGUGAACGUGGUGACCGCGAUCGUGGUGGUGACCGUGAUCGUGAUCGCAGACACCGUCGAUAG